AUGAAGGGCCCCAUGAUUCCGUCCGCCGAGAUUUGGCCUGUUCUCUUUGAUCGGCCUUCGCUGCCAUCCCUACUGAUCAAGGUGCGUAAUGUAGUCCUCCAUAGCUCGGCUUUGAUUGACAAUACAGUCAUCUUUCGCUCGGCGACGACGAAUGCGGUACGGACAUACCACGAUAUCUUGCGCCAAGCAACAAGCUUUGGAAGCGCUCUGCAGUCGGAAUGGAAUUGGAAAAAGGGCGACGUGCUGCUAGUAAUGGCGCCUAACCAUGUUGACGUCCCUGCAACAAUAUGGGGCUGCCACUAUGCGGGCGGCGUUGUCUCUCCGGCUAAUCCAGGGCUCUCUGUGAGGGACCUUCGGCAGCAGCUGGAAGGGAGUCGAGCCUGCGGUCUCGUUGUACCUUCGCAAUGUUUGCCUGUUGCCCUUGAGGCUGCUCGGUCGGCCAACUUCCCAACUGAUCGCAUUCUGGUUCUGGAGUCUGAUUCUUCGGUGGAUACCUUGGGUGUAUCUUCUGUUCUACAGUUAGUCGUAUCAGCACAAGAGAAGCAGGCUCCUCUUCGUCCGCGGGUACCAUUGAGCCCAUCAGAAGAUACCGCCUAUCUUGUCUAUUCAUCUGGGACGACUGGUCGUCCCAAGGCGGUUAUGGUAUCUCACCGGAAUGUUGUUGCGGCGAUCGUGAUGCAGACAGCUGUGGAAGGCCCGCAUCUUGACUGGCGUGUUAGCCGAACAUUGGCUAUUCUCCCGAUAUAUCAUAUCUACGGUCUUGUUUGCCUGGUUCACCUGCCGAUGUAUCUCGGCACCACGACAUUCUUCAUGGACAAAUUCGAUGUUCAACUAUUCUGCCAGCACAUUCAGAGCCAUAAGAUCUCCCAUGCUUACGUCGCUCCGCCAGUCGUCCUCCAUCUCGCCAAAAGCCCAUUAGUACAGAACUACAAUUUAUCGUCCUUGAAGAUGCUGACUUCUGGCGGUGCCCCCCUUGGCUGCGAACCUCAUAAGGGAGUUGUUCAAGAAACGAGGGAUUCCAGUGCGUCAGGCAUAUGGAUUGUCGGAGACGACUGCCGUCUCCCAUAUCCAGGUAGGUUCUCCCCAAUUGAGCAGAUCCAGAGUAUAGCUGAUAGCCUUAAGCGCUGGGACGAUUGGCGUAGCGGAAUCGGGUCCAACGGCCCUCCUAUCCCCGGACUCGAGUCGAAGUUUGUCCGCUCUGAUGGUUCCACCGCUGCGAAAGGAGAAGAAGGGGAGUUGUGGAUCCGCAGCCCGACGGUGUUCAAUGGCUAUCGCGAUGAGCCAGAGAUGACUGCCGGCUGGGAUAUCGGAUACGAAGAUGAGCAUCGCAACAUGUUCAUCACCGAUCGGUCUAAGGAUCUAAUCAAGUUCAAAGGAUAUCAGGUCGCCCCGGCAGAAUUAGAAGACUUGAUUUUAGAGAGCGACGCAGUACGCGACGCGGCGGUUAUUGGAAUCAUGAAUGACGACCUAGCAAGCGAGGUACCACUCGCGUACAUCGUGCUGAAGGAGGGCAGAAGCGAGAAUGCCGCAAAGGCUCAAGAAGUGAUAGAUCAUGUGAAAAAGCGUGCAAUUCAUUACAAGCAUCUGCGGGGAGGAAUCAUCUUCACCAACGAGAUUCCCAAAGGCCCGUCGGGUAAGAUUUUGAAGCGAGUUUUGCGCGAGCGGGCCGUCGGAGUCGAUAAAGCGCGGCGGAUCGGAGCAGUGGAGUAUGGGAAAUAUCAAGAAGGGCGGACAGCCAAAUUAUAG
Molecule: messenger RNA, 1746 nt
Organism: Penicillium chermesinum
Lineage: Eukaryota; Fungi; Ascomycota; Eurotiomycetes; Eurotiales; Aspergillaceae
Product: phenylacetyl-CoA ligase
Exons: 3
Coding region: 1-1746 (581 amino acids)
Biological process (GO): secondary metabolic process
Molecular function (GO): CoA-ligase activity
Source: RefSeq, a predicted model, not a curated record